UCGAAACCCCAAAACGCUCAAAUCAUUUCCAUUUAUCCCUUUUCUGUCCCCUCCGAGGCUCCAUUCGAUCGGCCACUCUUCGCCCGUUGCGCUCCUUCGAACCCUAGCUCUGCAAUCGCGUCUCCGGGCCCUCGGCGCUUCGCCGGGAGAGCAAGCCAAGAUGUACGCGGAUCGGGAGGCUUCCGGGACGAAGAGAUCGAUCCAGGAGCGCCUCAAUGGCGGCCUGGCCGACGAUGUCGGCCGGACCAGAUACGCCACCGGGAAAAGGCAACGCCAAACUGAUGACAGAUGGAAACAUGAUCUUUACAAGGAUGAUGAAGGACCUCAAGUUUCAAUUGGUGCCAAAGAUCUUCGAUUGAAGCUUCAGAAAAAAGACAUGCAGCAAGUUUAUCAAGGUGGGAAGAGAUCUGGAGUACGAGAUCUUCGUGAAAAGCUAUCUGGCACAAUGAACCCACUGCCAACCAGUACUCAUCUGCCCAAACCUAAGCCAGUCUCUGAAAUUGUUAAACCUGUUCAAAAAACCGACGCUGCUGAAGCAACUGUACUGGACACUAAAAAAGUCCCUGCCCCAGCUUCUUCUAAGAAGCAGUCUAAGCAAAAGUCUGAGUUGUCAGUGGACAGUUUAUUGCGAUCUCUCGGUCUAGAGAAGUAUUCAAUAACAUUCCAGGCAGAGGAGGUUGAUAUGACAGCUCUUAUGCAUAUGACUGAUGCAGAUCUAAAGGCUUUAGGAAUUCCAAUGGGUCCUAGGAAAAAAAUACUUUUGGCCUUGGAUUCUAGAGACUAGAAGUGUGGUGGUGAAAAACCGUUCGAGGCAAUUAUUUAUUCUGUUCUUGCCAGUAGCUUUUGAUGAUUACCGGGUUUGAAUGUGAUCAAAUCCUUUAUCAGUGGAGUCAGUUGCACACUGACCUGUGCACUUAUGUUCUUUAACUCUACAUCAAUACCUGAUGAGAUUUUGUGCAAAGCUCAUUUGUAUUCUAAAUCUUAUAGGUGCAUUCUGGUGAAGAUUUUCAUGUCAACUGUAUUUUCAAGGCCUCUUUCCCUCCCAAACACGCACAUACUCACACAAAUACACAUCA
Messenger RNA from Phoenix dactylifera (date palm), 1076 nucleotides. RefSeq lists its product as uncharacterized. NCBI's taxonomy places the organism in Eukaryota, Viridiplantae, Streptophyta, Magnoliopsida, Arecales, Arecaceae. Gene Ontology annotation, molecular function: protein binding. The record is from RefSeq and is a predicted model, not a curated record.